AUGACCGCUGACGAGGCUUGGAAGUUUUCUCAGUGUUUCGGAGAUAAGGGCGAUACGGAUAAUAUCACUGAGGCCGAUAUAAUAUCGACGGUAGAGUUUGAUAGUACGGGAGAUUUUUUGGCUACUGGAGACAAGGGCGGACGAGUCGUUUUGUUUGAGCGAAAUCAAUCCAAGAAGAAACACAAUUGCGAAUACAAGUUUUUCACCGAGUUCCAAAGUCAUGAUGCUGAGUUUGACUACUUGAAAUCGUUGGAGAUUGAAGAAACGAUAAACAAAAUCAAAUGGUUGAAAAGCUGUAACGAUUCACUUUAUCUCUUAUCGACAAACGAUAAGACUGUAAAAUUGUGGAAGAUCCAAGAACGACAAAUCAAAUUGGUUUCGGAGAAUAACCUUAACGGGAUGAGCCACUAUACUAAAGAUGGGGGAUUGUCGUCACUCAAGUUACCGCAAUUGCAAUUACACGAUAAGUUGAUAUCUGCUCAACCAAAAAAGAUUUAUUCAAAUGCUCAUGCGUAUCACAUCAAUUCCAUAUCGGUUAAUUCCGACCAAGAAACUUACUUGAGUGCCGACGACUUGAGGAUCAAUUUGUGGAAUUUGGGUAUUUCCGAUCAAUCCUUCAAUAUUGUUGAUAUCAAACCAACAAAUAUGGAGGAGCUAACUGAAGUGAUAACUAGUGCAAAAUUUCAUCCUUUACAGUGUAAUUUAUUCAUGUACAGUUCGUCAAAGGGAACAAUAAAGUUAUCGGAUAUGAGAUCGAACUCAUUAUGUGAUACUCAUGCCAAAAUCUUUGAAGAAUACUUGGAUCCGUCAUCACAUAAUUUUUUCACUGAAAUCACCAGCUCAAUAUCGGAUGUCGAAUUCAGUCACGAUGGUAGAUACAUUGCUCUGAGAGAUUAUAUGACAGUAAAGAUUUGGGAUUUGGCAAUGGAAAGUAAACCCAUAAAGACAAUAAAUGUGCAAGAACAUUUGAGAGAACGAUUAUGCGAUACUUAUGAAAAUGACGCAAUAUUUGAUAAAUUUGAAGUUCAAUUCAGUAGUGAUAAUAGAUCUGUAAUGACUGGUUCUUACAAUAAUAAUUUCAUGAUAUAUUCUAAUGCUGUGCCACAUAGUGGAGGAGGUAAGCUGGUAUACAAGUCUUUGAAAAAGAGGAAAAAAUUCGAGAAUGGCCAUAGUCGUAAAAGAGGAAUCGGAAAGAACGAGGAUGAAGACAAUCGUCAAGAAGAGGACGAGGAAAACGAUGACGAAGACGACGAAGACGAAGGGGGAGUAGGAAGAAGAAAAAGAGAGGGCGGAGGAGGAGGAGGAGGAGGAGGAAGAAGAAGAGGAGGAGAAAACGGCGAUGAAGAAGAAGAAGAAGAAGAUGAGGACGAUAACGAAGACGAAGACGAUAACGAAUCAGACGAAUUAGAUAAUGAAAUACCUCCAAAUAAAGACUCUCCCAGUUCACAAUCGGAGGACGAGGAAGUUCAAGAAGAAAUUAUUUUACAAGCAGAUAAGUCAGCUUUUAAAUCUAAGAAAUCAGGUCACCAUCUAAUGAGAAGAAGAAUGAUGAGUGGCAAUGGAUCUCAACUUGGAGCAAGUAAUGGACGAGAAUUUGAUGAUAUUGAUUUCAAGAAAAAUAUACUUCAUUUAUCAUGGCAUCCUAAAGAGAAUUCAGUCGCUAUUGCUGCUACUAACAAUUUAUACAUUUUCUCUACUUUGUAG
Molecule: messenger RNA, 1704 nt
Organism: Lodderomyces oxycetoniae
Lineage: Eukaryota; Fungi; Ascomycota; Pichiomycetes; Serinales; Debaryomycetaceae
Gene: CDC55
Product: protein phosphatase 2A regulatory subunit
Exons: 1
Coding region: 1-1704 (567 amino acids)
Cellular component (GO): cytosol; protein phosphatase type 2A complex
Molecular function (GO): protein phosphatase regulator activity; protein binding
Source: RefSeq, a predicted model, not a curated record